AUGCAGGAUAGAGACUUAUUGUUUGUUGGCGACUUCAAUGCUCCUUUGUACAGCAGCGGUCAUAAUACUGAUGAUAGGUCCAUUACAGUAUCAACGUUUUCUGAAAUCUUAGAACUUAAGCAAUUUAAUGAUAUCGUUAAUUGUAACAGUAGAAUGCUGGAUCUUGUAUUGACAAAUUUAUAUUUGUCACCACCGGAAAAUGCAGCCGGUUUAGUUGAUGUUGAUCCAUACCAUCCCCCUCUCCUGAUAUACUUCGGUGUUAAAUCCCCUAGACCUCAUAAUUUUGGAGUUCAUGAUUCCCAUAAAGAAUUUAAUUUCAAGAAAGCGGACUUUAGGAUGAUGUAUGAGAUGAUAGGUGCCCAAGACUGGUCUGGAGUGAUGGGUGCUGCUCACCCUGAUGAGGCUUGCGAUGCUCUUUAUUCAGUCUUUAAUACAAUUUUCAUUGCCACUGUUCCUUACAAGAAGUUGAGGACCCGAAGAUUUCCGCAUUGGUAUACGUCGGAGCUUAUCAAGCUAAUUCGCAUGAAGGAGCGCUGUCAUCAAAGGUAUAAACGCUAUAAUAGAGCCAAUGAUUUUGAUCAAUUCCGGUCUCUCAGAUCAAUUAUUAAGUCAAGAACUAAAAUACUCUACAGAAAUUUCAUAUCAUCGGCGGAACGCUCAAUAAGUGAUGAUCCGAGAAGUUUUUGGGCUUUUAUUCAGGACAGAAAGGGAUACACGAGGAUUCCUGGUGUUGUGAAGGAUGGCGACAUAUCUUACAGCAGUCCGGCUGGAGUUGUUGGUGCAUUCGCUGAUUUUUUCGGGUCGGUUUAUGCAGCUGAUGACUAUGUUAAUAGUGAUGGAAUUGAGGAAAUAUGUGAUCAGAAUUUUAUUUCAGUUGAAAGUGUAUCGGAUGGUGAGGUUAGGUUGGCGGCGCGAAAACUUAGUAACAAAUUGACGGCCGGGCCAGAUUUGAUUCCUAGCUUCGUUGUGAAGGACUGCAUUGGUGUUUUGGUGCUCCCACUCAAACAUAUUUAUGAUUUGAUUUUGAAAACCAGCACAUUUCCGACCAGGUGGAAGGCUGCAAAAAUCAUUCCUGUACUCAAGAAAGGCGACUCCUCCAUCAUAAGUAAUUAUGGACCUAUAUCAAUAUUGUGUAAUUUUUCUAAAUUAUUUGAGAUAAUUUUGUUUAACGCCAUAUAUCCUAGAGUUAGAAGUAGUGUUGCAGCGGAACAGCAUGGUUUCAUGAAAAAAAGAUCAUGUUCAACUAACUUGAUUACGUUUUCGCAGUUCGUAUAUGAGAAAUUAGAUUUGGGAGGACAGUCACCACUGAGAUUUGCUUGUUCCGUUGUUAACUCUCUAGCGGAUAGAUGUGAUCUGCAUUCUCAAUCUCUGGUUCAUAUAUGUGAUUUGUAUUUGAAUGAAAACAUCUGA
Harmonia axyridis is the source of this 1410-nucleotide messenger RNA. RefSeq lists its product as uncharacterized. NCBI's taxonomy places the organism in Eukaryota, Metazoa, Arthropoda, Insecta, Coleoptera, Coccinellidae. The coding region runs from base 1 to 1410 and encodes 469 amino acids. The transcript is spliced from 2 exons. The record is from RefSeq and is a predicted model, not a curated record.